CUGUCAUUGUCAAUCAAAUCAACAUGUCAAUGUCACACUAAGGCGUCUAGUUAUUAGGAAUCCACAAGGGCUACGCCGAUAAAUUAAUAUAUUUUGUUUAGGUUAGUUCAAAAUGUUUGCUCUUACGCUUUUCGCGUUACUAAUUACUAUUCAAGUUUUUACAAUAAGAGCUGAGUUUUCAUCAGAAGACUGUGCCUCUUUAGGUUUCAUCAAAGCUAAUUUGUUAUGUUCGUCUUGUGAUCAGCUCAAAGAUUUUAGCCUAGAUGAAUUAGUUACACAUUGCAAAGAAUGCUGUCAUAACGACAAAAGUGCUCCUAAGGAAAAGAAAUAUGCACGCGCUAUCCUAGAAGUUUGUACAUGCAAAUUCCCUGCAUAUCCACAAAUUCAAGCAUUUGUGAAAAGUGAUAGACCAGCUAAGUUUCCUAACCUUCAAAUCAAGUAUGUACGGGGCUUAGAUCCAGUCAUUAAACUCCUAGACAAAGAUGGCAUUGUUAAAGACACUGUGGCUAUUGAAAAAUGGAAUACAGACUCUGUAGAGGAAUUUUUAAAUACUCAUCUUGUAAAAGAAGAAGAGGAUGAUCGCCAGUAUUUAAAAACAAACCAAAUUUAGUAAAUAAAAUCAGUAAUUAUUCAUUGACAUAUAGUUUUAUUUUUUUUAUUUUUAUGCUUAGCCUUUUGUACUAGUUUAUCAUAAAACAUCUGAAUUAUAUUUA
Diatraea saccharalis (sugarcane borer) is the source of this 713-nucleotide messenger RNA. The record is from the annotation of a GenBank genome assembly. Lineage: Eukaryota; Metazoa; Arthropoda; Insecta; Lepidoptera; Crambidae.